Messenger RNA from Paramuricea clavata, 5348 nucleotides. Lineage: Eukaryota; Metazoa; Cnidaria; Anthozoa; Malacalcyonacea; Plexauridae. The record is from the annotation of a GenBank genome assembly.
UUUUUGCUUCGUUUGCUGUUCGUUGGUACACUUUCGACUUUCGUUUGGGCAACUAACGCGAAGUUUUUAGAUGAAAUUUCUUUUAAAUAUCACUGAUCUUCUUCCGUGGAAAGACACGAGGAAUUAUUCAUCACCUCGUUUGUCUUUGUAGCCGUUCAUUUGGUUGUUUUAAGCUGUUCAAACCGCCGAAAAUCAGUCGAAAUCCCGACCCAUCCUGGAGGGGAAAGUCCCACGACAUUUUGGAUAUUUUUGCUGUAGUCCGCAGAAUUUCCUGACUAUCUUGUAAGACAGAGAAAGGUUUAAAUAUGUCUGGGGGAAAAAGACACGGCGGAGAUGGCAGUAAGUGAACUAUUAUCAAAAUAUAUUGUUAUAUGACACAGAAUAAUUUUAAUAGUAACCUGUUUUCAUUUAUAAACCAAACCACAACUGUAGUGAUUUAUUCCACUGUUGGGUGUAAAUAUCUCUUGGUGGUCAUUAAAUAUGUUUUGUUCUGUUGAAAGUGAAAUUGAAUGUCUGAUUGGAAAGUUUGUAAAACACCAGUGAUUAACCCCAUUUUUGGUCAUUUUCAGGGACAGCCACUUGCCCCAGCCCUUUGGUAAAAUCUCGUAAUAGAAAUUAUAGUAAAGUGAUGCAUCCAACGUCAAGAAAAUUGGAACAUGCCUGUGCUAAAUAUUAGCCAAAAUUUCAUCUCAGAAUACCUUAGAUUGAUAGGGAUACAACUACCUGAAAAAUACAAGGAGAACUUCAACGUUUUGUGCAAAGGCUGUUCGUCAGGAAGACGGGGGUCUCUGCGUGAAACGUCGAAGAUCUCAUUGUUCUCAUUCAAACAAAAGUUCUCAUUAUAUAUUUCUCAUCUGGGCCCAGGAUGGCUUUACAUGCAACAUAUGUAUAGUUUGUGAAUUCUUGUGAUUGUUUUUUAAUUGUGUUUUAGGGAAAAAGCCAAAAGGACCACGACCAAAGUUUGACUUUUCACAAAACCCUCCGGCUAAGUCUGUAUCACCAAUGUAAGUAUUCUGUGGUUUCAAAAUAGUUCAUCAUUCUCUAUAUAGGAAUUUUGACAUUCUAGAUGUUGGGGAUAGAUUAAGUUUUACUUCUGUUAAUUGCUAGCUUAAACAAGCAACUGUUUUGUCAAGGCAGACAUCAGAUUGCAGAGGAAAGAUUGGAUUAAAAAUUUUUGUGAAUUGUCAACACAUAUGACAAAACAUAAGUUUCUUGCACGUAUGAGACAAAAUGCUGCUUGAAACUGUUUUCCAGUUUGCCCUGUCUAAUCUGCAGUUUAAAAUGAACUGGAGAUAUCCAGGCAUUUGAUAACAUAUAAUGUUUCACUACAUGACAGUUCUCAAUGUUUAUUUUUUUCUUUUAGAACUCCACGAAAUUUGACAGAUAGAACGACUCUGACUAUAAAUGGGAAGGUAUUGCAGCUAUAUAAUGCGACAGUAGAUCCUCUGGCAAGAAUCAAACCUGCAGCCCUGUGAUUCUGGUGCAGCACUCUGCCUAGCCUGGGUGUCACGCUCUACGCUUGAAAUACAGCCCGCUACUGAAGUCAAUAAAAAGUAGACAGUGAUUUGGAUGCACGUAAAAUAACAACCAAUCAAAACAGCGAUUGUUAAUUAGAUUAUCAAAGCUAAUUUAGAUAUGACAAGAACAGCCAGUUUUUCUGCUAAUUUUUAACAGCCAGGAAUUACAUACUAAAGAUUCCUAACAGUUAUUAAUCAUGUUUAUAGACAGCAAAAAAUCCAGACAAAACCAUAAUUACAAUUGAUAUUAUCUCAAAAGGCAAGAUUAUUUAUUUCUGACCAAUCUGAAUUUUUCAUACGAUUGACUUGCGUAGCAGGCUUUAUUUCAAGCAUAGAGCCUGGUGCACAGGCUACCUUCUACCAGGCUGAGGGCUGCAGGUUCGAGCCUGGUGCACAGGCUACCUUCUACCAGGCUGAGGGCUGCAGGUUCGAGCCUGUACUUGCAUUUUCCACAACCGCUUCUGGUUAGGUUGAAUAAAUGUAUAAAAUUCACACGCUAAACUUCCAUCUACAAAAUCCUUUUGCCAUAUUUCUAACUGCAUUAUGGUAUUUUGAAUGGAAUUAGGAAUAUGACUGUAAAGCAGAGGACUUGAAGGAUCUGGGAGAGUUAGGUCGUGGUGCAUAUGGUGUCGUACAAAAGAUGAUGUUGGAAUCAACUGAAACUAUGAUGGCAGUCAAGGUUUGCCUCUUGUAGAUUUUCUUUAGUUAGGUGUUUGUGCUGUUUAUUGUAUUUUAUAAUAGUUAAUACUUAAUACUCUUCUCUAGAAAUUAGCCGCAGAUUGAUAUAACAACCUCAACAUUACAACAAGGACUUUAGUGAUUGACCAAUAGGCCGAUUUUUGCCUUAUUAGUAGAUUGGAAUCGGUAGAUUAUAGCUAUAUUUUCGAUUGUCUAAAACCGUCUUUAAUAUUAAAAGCAUUAAAGUUUUUCUUGUAUUCUGUUGCAUCAUUAUCAAUCUAUAACUUUCUUAUUAUUGGCGCUACCUACAAUGGCACAGAACAUUUCAAGAUUAAUACUUUUCUUUUGAAUACUGUAGAGAAUAACGUAUUCAUUUAACGACAAGGAACAAAAGAGAGCGUUAAUGGAUCUUGAUGUCUCAAUGAGAGUCACUGAAUGUCCGUUUACUGUGCACUUUUAUGGUGCUGUAUUCAGAGAGGUUAGUUAUCAAAGUCAGUUUCAUAGUUUUAUUGUUCUUAAACUGAACAGAAAUGUAAGAAAAUUCUAAUAUCACCAAUUUACACCUACAAAGUUGGCUUAAUUACAAGGGUAGAAAAUUCUUUAGCAAUGGCAUACAUGGUCAUACAUUUUAGCAGGGGUGGAAAAAAGUAGGCGAGCACUGCUCGCACCAAAUGUUAAACAGCUCCAGAAAAUUUGUUUGAAUGAACAUUUGCUAUUGAAAAAUUUGAAGGAAACCUUAACACCCAUGUCCCACUAUGGGCACAACAACAGAUGGUUGACAGACAUUAUUCCUUGAAUUUAAAACCAUGGUCGGCUGGAACACUAUAUGUAUAUUAGUACAUGCAGAUUUAGCACAAAAUACUCUGUUGGUCUGCAGGAAAUUUUUGUCUCCAGUUUGUGCUUCCAGCUUCCUUUUCUGCCCUGCAUUCUACAACAAAGUUGGCAUAUGUUUUAUCAAUAUGUUUCACUUAAUGACUUGGCAAAAUUUCUCCCUGCAGCAUCAUUCCUGAUGUGGUUAAAAGCUCCCCCAACUUGCACAAAAUUUAUUUCAAGGAUUUGCACUGUUCUGUUGUAUAGGGUGAUGUAUGGAUUUGUAUGGAAUUAAUGAGGGCAUCUUUGGAUAAGUUGUACAGAUGUGUCUACAGUGUUCCUGAUAGAAGAAUACCAGAGAAUGUAUUGGGAAAGCUAACAAGAGCUGUAAGUUUUGGAAAAUGCCACAAUUUGGAUUAAACCAGUCAUAUGGUUUUGUGGUCAGAACGCUUGCCUUUCAAGCUGGGAGACCCUAGUUAAAUACUUGCUCGGACCUCUUCUCAAGCUCUUAAAAUAAUUGAUGAGAAGAGCUACCUUUUCAUAAUUUGACAUCAGUAAAUUGUUAGACUUUGGCGUCUUCUCGGAUAAGGACGUUAAAUCAUAGUUACCUUGGAUCCCCGAUCAAUGGGAUCAACACAGCAGAUUUCAUGAUUAUUAUUAGAUUACACUGAUAUCAAAGGAACUAGACUCAGUUCCGAAAUUUCGCAUACUCGAACCGUCCUGACCGCGUAGCUCAGUUGGAAGAGCAUUGGGCUAGUAUUCCAAAGGUCGUAGGUUCGAAUUCCGCCGUGGCCAGGCAUAUUUUUCGUUAAGCCUGCCCGGUGUGGAUAUACACUCAGAGUAACAUCACACAAACAUCUUAUUCACCUGAGUACAUUGCACCAACACAGCAGAUUUCGUUGGAUCCUGUUGGAUCCGCUCACCAAUGAGUUAGAAACUCAGUAAACUAAACUAAUAGGAUGAACUUGUUAAAAAUCAUGAAAUUGUUUGUUGGGAUUAAUAAAUUUGAAACAUGUUUGAUGGUUAUUUUAGGUUGUAGAAGCAUUGGAUCAUUUGCAUACAUUGAAAAUAAUCCAUCGAGGUAAAAAAUAAUAUUGAGUCUAACAACAAUAAAAAUUUAUCGGAAGUAAUAAAUUGAGUUUUUUUUGUACUAUCUAUUACAGAUGUGAAACCCUCCAAUAUUCUUAUUAAUGACGCUGGGGAGUUCAAAUUAUGUGACUUUGGUAUCAGUGGCCAGUUAGUCAAUUCAUUAGCAAAGACAAUGGAUGCUGGAUGUAAACCAUAUAUGGCGGUAUGUACAGUACAUGUAUGACAUGUCAUGGAUAAUUCAACAUUUCAGCACUAUGUAGUAUGCACUGUUAAGCCUGGGGCUGGUUGUAUAAAACUCUUAAUCACUUUUUUAAUCACUAUUUUGUAGUUAAAUAGUGAUUAACCUUCAAAUAGGCGCUUCUUAUUGGACGACGUUUCCACUUAAUUAUAGUUAACUUUAAUCACUUUUUUAUACAACCGGCCCCUGGUUUACACCAUCUAAGUUUCUGUGAUCACAGUAGGAAUUUUGCACAGGUAAUUAAAGUUUUGAAGGAUUUGUAAGAAAUGUUUGAGGGACGUGAAUCAGUGUUUAACACUAAGUCAGUUUUCUCAAACAUUUCUUACAAAUCCUUCAAAACUUUAGCAAUGCAAAAAUUCUACUGUGAUCACAGAAACUUGGAUAGCUUAAAUUUUGCUAAUUAUAUUGGUGUCUUGUUCUUUCUACAGCCUGAGAGGAUUAAUCCUUUAAAAGAUGCACCGGGUUAUGACAUUAGAUCAGACGUCUGGAGUUUAGGCAUUACUGUGGUAAGAUAUACAGUGAAUGCCUGGAAACAAGGGAGAUCUCGGUUAGCUUAAUCUUAGUACAACCUCAAAGCAAUCUUCCCAACAGCCUGAUUAGAAACAUUAAGAUGGUUUUCCGCAAAUCAUGUCUGGAUCAAUAGAAAUUUUAUUCUUCUAAAGUUUUGAAAUAAACAGAAGUGUAAAUAUACCCAACCAUGGAUAAUAAAAUAAAUUUAUUUUAUUAUCCAUGCCCAAACCUAAAACAGUGGGCUAAAUUUGCGCUAAUCCAACCUUAAACAACCAGUUGUGAUAUUUUGUAGAUUGAGUUGGGUACAGGAAAGUUUCCAUACUCCCAAUGGCGAACACCAUUUGAACAAUUGAAACAAGUUGUUCAUGAACCUGCACCGAGAUUGGAUGAAGGUGGAUUAUUUUCGAAUGAAUGUUGUCAGCUAGUUAACAGUUGGUAAGUUUCAAGGAUAAAUGUUAUCUAUGACGUGUAAUCACUGAUAUAAUGUUAUUUAUUAUAUGGCAAGC